AAAGAGGCGCCAUUUUCAUUUUCCGAAGCUAGCUCAGCCUGAAGAGUGAAAAGCUUUCUAGUCACAAUCUCAAGGAGUUUUUCGACAAAGUAAUACAAUUUCUUCGAUUAAUAAUGAAGCCCACCUGCACACAAUCUCCAACAUCACCUACGGAACAUGCCUUGGACACAAGUAGUAGUUCCAAGUACAAGGGUGUAAGAAAGAGGAAAUGGGGGAAAUGGGUGGCCGAAAUUCGACUUCCCAACUGCCGUGAGCGUAUUUGGUUAGGGUCUUACGACUCGGCGGAGAAAGCAGCCAGGGCGUUUGAUGCGGCUCUUUAUUGUUUACGUGGCCCUGAUGCUAAAUUCAAUUUCCCUGAAAAUCCACCAGAAAUAGUUGGAGGGAGGUCGCUUAGCCCGCAAGAAAUUCAAGUGGUAGCUGCUAGGUUUGCUAACGAGUUGAAGGAAGAAACUGGUAGGACUCCAGGGAAUAAUAACAAUAAUGAUACUACUAAUAAUAGUUCAAAUAACAACAAUGUGGCGACGGAACAGUACACAUCGUCUUCAUCGAUGCCAGUGUCGGGUGAGGGAGCGGCAACACAAGUGGAGAGCGAUGAAAUGAUAGAUUGGUCGUCGUUUUUUAGCAUAUCGGAUACCAACCAAGGGAUGUCCGAUUAUGGCUUUUAUGCAGGGCUGGAUCACUUGCCUGAUGACCAACUCUUUCCUCCACCAAUAGCUCCCUCGCCCAUUGAUGACAACGUGGAUGAUGAUGAAAACUGUGGCGACGAUUUUUCACAGUCAUCGUUUCUUUGGAACUUCUAAGCCAAAUAUACCUCAAGCAUCAGAG
Messenger RNA from Durio zibethinus, 825 nucleotides. RefSeq lists its product as uncharacterized. NCBI's taxonomy places the organism in Eukaryota, Viridiplantae, Streptophyta, Magnoliopsida, Malvales, Malvaceae. Gene Ontology annotation, biological process: regulation of DNA-templated transcription. The record is from RefSeq and is a predicted model, not a curated record. Gene Ontology annotation, molecular function: DNA binding; DNA-binding transcription factor activity.